Messenger RNA from Adelges cooleyi (spruce gall adelgid), 2943 nucleotides. Its product is annotated as ras-specific guanine nucleotide-releasing factor RalGPS1-like. Gene Ontology annotation, biological process: Ras protein signal transduction; positive regulation of GTPase activity. The transcript is spliced from 13 exons. Gene Ontology annotation, molecular function: guanyl-nucleotide exchange factor activity. The record is from RefSeq and is a predicted model, not a curated record. Gene Ontology annotation, cellular component: plasma membrane. Lineage: Eukaryota; Metazoa; Arthropoda; Insecta; Hemiptera; Adelgidae. Bases 523 to 2373 code for a protein of 616 amino acids.
GUGCUGCGCUCAGUUUCGUUAAUUCCUACAGGCUACAUUGUCGGACGCCGUGUGCACUAUAAAACGCUACUAUCUACCUACAUGAUAAUAAUAAUAAUUAAUAACAACAACAAUAAUAAAAAUAAUAAUUGUACUGUUACCGAAUUUCUUUUAACAUUGUUUGGUUUCUUUUAAAAUUUAUUUAACAGUGCGAUUUUGUUUCGGGCCGCUCGCGUGUAACGAUACAAUAUGUGCGUUUUUGUGUAGGUGAAUUAAUAUAGAAAAAAUAAAAACAGUAACCCAGUAAAUCCGCUUUGCUUGGGGUUGGGGUACCUAUCGUUUGCUGUUUUUCCUGAACACCGACAGACCAUGACGACGAGAUUUGCUUGUUGCUGUGUAUUAUAAAACAAAAGCACCACCAGUUCCGUACACCUGCCGUUUCCUGGGGUCAACAGAAAUUUAAUGGAAUCUUUAUCAAAUGAACACGGAUUGCAAACCGUUGUCGUUAAAUGACUAGUUUGACAAUGAAUUUCACCGUUACCCAUGGCAAAAAUGAGAUAUGCUGAAAUGCCCAGAGAUGUAUCAAUUGACAAUUUUCCUUCGCUCAACGUUUCCGAGAAAGUGAAAUCAAAAGCACACGACGAUGACGACACGUACGAGUACUUGGUGUCCAAUACCGAGUACAGAAAACUGACAACUUACAAUUCCCUGAAGAAAUACCCGUCGAACCUGUCCACUCCACAGGUCGGCGAACAACGGCACAAACGGCGUCUGUCCGAAACAUUGACAUGUGGCUUGGCGAGACAAUGCAAAUCCCAUAGCCUUCCGUGCAACAUGACGUUGAAGCAUCCCUGCAGCGCUUCGCCGGUGGACGAGCAGGGCGUGGACCAGGCCAAAGGUGUACUGUCGCCCGGUAUACUGCCCGAAGACUGGGCCGGUCAGCUGACGCUGUUGGACUUGGCCAUCUUCAGUGAAAUUUCGCCGGAAGAGCUGUCGUCGUGCGCUUGGAAUAAGAAACAGAAACUGGAAGUGGCGCCCAACGUCGUCGCGUUUUCCCGGCAAUUCAAUCACGUAUCUUUUUGGGUCGUCCAAGAGAUACUGAAAGGUGCUACGCCCAAACUCCGAGCAGAUCUGAUCACGCAAUUUAUAAAAAUCUCAAAAAAGCUGUACGAUCUAAACAAUUUCCAUUCGUUGUUCGCGGUCAUCUCUUCUCUGCAGAGCGCCUCGGUGUACAGAUUGUCGAAAUCGUGGAACAACGUGUCCAAAAAAGACCGGCAGUCGUUCGACAAAUUGGCCAAUGUCUUUUCUGAGAGUAACAACUGGAGAAACCUUAGAGAUCAUCUGGAAACCUUGCGCCUCCCGUGUAUUCCUUAUUUAGGAGUGUUUUUGACUGAUUUGGUUUAUGUCGACAUGGCGCAUCCUCACAAAAACAGCGGACUAAUGGAGUCCGAUGCGAGACGGUUGAAAAUGAACAACAUUCUAAGAGUCAUAUCGCACAUGCAGCAAAGUCGCUACGAUCACUUGACUCGAUUUCCAAAAUUACUCGAUUAUCUCAAUUCCAUUAGGUAUAUCGAAGAACUACAUAAAUUUGUUCAAGACGACCAAUAUAAGUUGUCACUCAAGUUGGAACCAUUGUCUUCUCAGGCCAACAACUCCAGAGGAUCAAAAGAAUCGGUUAAUCAGGUGCUUUUGGACUCAUUGAGUUUGUCACCUGCAAAAUCGACAAAUUUGUUGCGAAUCAGAAAAAUAUCAUUGACCAAACAGCAACAUCAAAAAACCACUAACUGUUCAAAAUACCGCAGCGCAAGUCUGCCCCGUAGUUUCCUUAAAAAACCUGUGACUCAGUCUGCAAUCUGUAAUAAUAAUAGUGUGAUUCACAAAUCAGAUGAAGGGAUACUGACGACCGUUAACUCUAGAAAUUUGCUAGACGAUUCAGUAAUAGAAGAGAACUCAUUGUUAGACUUAUCCAAUUUGACCCUAUCGCCUUCACAAACCUUAAAAGGUACUCAUAAAAUAAGUCUGGAGAGCUGUUUGAGACGCAAAGUGGUGAUGAAAAACGGACGAAAACCGGCCGUGACGACUUGGCAGCGUUACUGGAUACAGCUUUGGGCGUCGGUGUUGAUUUAUUAUUCGCCAAAAUCUUUUAAAGGCUGUAGUAGGAAUGAUUUUAAACGAGAGCCGUGCAAGCUUUGUCCGUUGAAAGGGUGCACUGUUAGUUUGGGCGAUAAUCCCGAUACGUUUUUGAUCAAACACGCAGAUCAAAGAAAUACGUAUAAAUUUCGCGCUGAGAGUGAUAACACGGCACUACAGUGGUACAGGCGUUUGUAUCAUGCAGCCCAGUCUGUACAUCAAUCCAACACCAAACUACCUGAUAAUCUAAUAAGCUUUGACUGAUUAAUUUUAACUCCAAGUGUAAACUUUUUAUCAACUAAUAUAUAUAUUUAUAUGUGUAAAUCUAUAUAUGUAUGUAUAUAUAUAUAUAUAUUAUAUGAAUGUGUGUGUAUGUAUAUUCAUUUACUUACAACUACACAGCUUAAAAUUUAUAGUGUCCAUUACGUGACACUUAUUUCUAAGAAAUCGUGUUAAAGUGAUUUUUAUGACAUUACACCUAAAAUGAUAGGAUGAAAUAAUAAUAUUUUACUGAAAGUGAUAAUUGUUACCAAAGAUGGAUUUUUUUUUAAUUAGUAUAGAAAAUAGACUUAAUGCCAGAAAAUAUUGUAAAAACAGUUGCUUUAUAAACAAAAUUAUAUAUAUAUAUAUUUAUUAUUAUAUACAAUAAUAUAUUAUUAAUAAUUGGUAGUAAAAUAAUUUUAGGCGUAUAAUGUAAGACAUACAAUUUUGUGUCUUACCAUACCACUGUUUGUAUUUUUCUACGCUUAAAAACACCUUAUACGAGUCUUGCCAAAACAUAUUUAGGUUUAAAUUUUUACCCUUAUGUUUUCUAAUUAGAUUCUCAAAUAUAGU